AUGGGGAAAGUGGUGGUGUGUGCGACGGUGAUCGGAGCUACGGCGGCAUGUGCGGUGGCGGCAGUAUUGAUUCAGCGGCACGUGAAGAAAUCGAAGCGAUGGGGAAAGGCGAAGGCGAUAUUGAAGGAAUUCGAGGAGAAAAGUGCGACGCCGACGUGGAAGCUGAAGCAGGUUGCGGAUGCAAUGGCGGUGGAGAUGCAAGCUGGUCUUGCUUCUGAAGGUGGUAGCAAACUCAAAAUGCUCAUCAGUUUCGUUGAUAAUCUUCCCACCGGGAAUGAGGAAGGACUAUUUUAUGCAUUGGACCUUGGAGGGACUAACUUUCGCGUAUUACGUGUGCAACUCGGCGGCAAGGAAAAUGGUAUUAUUAGUCAAGAAUUUACCGAGGUGUCUAUUCCUCCAAAUUUGAUGGUCGGGACAUCAAAAGAGCUCUUUGACUUUAUUGCAGCAGAACUUGUAAAGUUUGUUAAAGAAGAAAAAGAAGAUUACCAGGUUCCUACAGAUGGAAAGAGGCAGCUAGGUUUUACCUUUUCCUUUCCUGUCAUGCAAACAUCGAUUUCUUCUGGGAACCUUAUCAGAUGGACAAAAGGCUUCAGCAUUGACGAUACAGUUGGUCAGGAUGUUGUGGCCGAAUUGAGAAAUGCCAUUGAAAGACAAGGUCUAGAUAUGCACAUAACAGCUUUGGUCAAUGAUACGGUUGGGACAUUAGCCGGAGGGCGAUAUACAAACAAAGAUGUGUUUGCUGCUGUUAUUUUAGGUACCGGAACAAAUGCAGCGUAUGUGGAGAAUGCUCAAGCAAUACCAAAAUGGCAUGGUGAUUUGCCCGAGUCUGGAGAAAUGGUUAUCAACAUGGAGUGGGGAAACUUCCGGUCAUCUCACCUUCCAUUAACUGAGUAUGAUACUGCAUUAGAUGCUGAAAGUUUAAACCCUGGUGAUCAGAUUUUUGAGAAGCUAAUCUCCGGAAUGUACUUGGGAGAAAUUGUUCGUAGAGUACUUUUGAAAAUGGCUGAAGAAGCUUGGUUUUUUGGUGAAACUGUUCCUUCAAAACUGAAAGUUCCAUUCGUAUUAAGGACACCUGACAUGUCUGCCAUGCAUCACGACUCAUCUGCUGAUCUCAAUGUGGUCAAAACCAAACUGAUGGACAUUUUGGAGAUCUCUGAUACUUCCCUGCAAGUGCGAAAAGUGAUUGUUGAGUUGUGCAAUAUCGUUGCUACUCGUGGUGCUCGUCUUGCUGCUGCUGGCAUCUUAGGAAUUCUGAAGAAGUUGGGAAAAGAUGCCGUCAGUGAUGGUCAGAAGAAUGUGAUAGCCAUGGAUGGUGGACUGUACGAGCAUUACACUGAAUACCAAAAGUGCUUAGAAAAUACACUAAACGAGUUGCUUGGUGAAGAUGUAUCAGGAAGUGUUCUUGUUGAACACUCUAAUGAUGGUUCAGGAAUUGGUGCUGCACUUCUUGCUGCUUCUCAUUCUUGUUAG
Molecule: messenger RNA, 1470 nt
Organism: Lathyrus sativus (Indian pea)
Lineage: Eukaryota; Viridiplantae; Streptophyta; Magnoliopsida; Fabales; Fabaceae
Source: the annotation of a GenBank genome assembly